AUGCAGCCAAUAAGCUCAAGGCCGACAAACGAAAGCCGUCCGUGGUCCCCUCCUGCAGCAGCAGCAGCAGCAGCAGCCGCAGCAGCUGGAGCAGCAGCGCCACCACCCCCAACGCCCCCCGAACCACUGCCCGCACCAGCACCAACACCCGCAGCAGCAGCAGCAGCAGCAGCAGCAGCAGCACCCCCACCAACAGCAGCACCAUCAUCAGCAGCAGCAGCACCAACAGCAGCACCAUCAUCAGGAGCAGCAGCGGCAGCAACAGCAUCAUCAUCAUCAGCAGCAGCAGCAGCAGCAUCAUCAACAGCAUCAUCAUCCUCAUCAUCACCAGCAGCAGCGCCCGCAGCAUCAUCAUCACCAGCAGCAGCAGCAGCAGCAGCAGCAGCAGCAGCAGCAGACCUGGGGGGGCUCGUAGAUGGCCUCGCAGACGGCGCGGAGGCCCAGGGGGUAGUGGGGGUCUUCGCGGUAGUAGCCAAACAUGAGCCCCACGCGCUGCUGCAGCAGCAGCAAAUUUUGCUGCCAAAAAGAAACGAAGCUGCGAACUUCUGCAACAUUCAUCAGCUCCAAGUGGUCCACGUGCCGGUACCCCUGGUGCUUCAGGCUCACUGGCGGCGGCAGCUGCAGCAGCAGCAGCAGCGCAGCAGCAGCAGCAGCAGCAGCAGCAGCGGAGGAAGCGGCCGUGCAGCAGCAGCGGGGGAGGCGGCCGUGGAAGGAGGCAGCGGACGGGAAGGACGUGGCGGGAGGCGCAUCUGCGGCCGCAGCAGCAAAGACACACGACACGAAGACUGCGACUACUCCGUUAAGAACCCGAGCAGCAGCAGCAGCAGCAACUGCUGCUGA
This is a messenger RNA of Eimeria tenella, 840 nucleotides long. RefSeq lists its product as uncharacterized. The transcript has 3 exons. NCBI's taxonomy places the organism in Eukaryota, Apicomplexa, Conoidasida, Eucoccidiorida, Eimeriidae. Bases 1 to 840 code for a protein of 279 amino acids. The record is from RefSeq and is a predicted model, not a curated record.